GUCGAGCUGUAAAAUCAGGAAGGAUGCAGGAGUUUUGGCGUUUCCACUAGUUACCACAGCUACAGUUGAAAAUGGACGAUAUCGUAAAAAUUCGCUUUUUGGGCUAAAUUUACGGCUAUGCGUAAGGUUAUCAGUGUGGUUACGGUUAGGUUUAAAAUCAGAUUUUUAAGAAGAAAAAUGUUAGAAAUGGGCGAGAUGUAGCCAUAAUUAUGACUUUGUGGUUGUGUUAACUAGUGACGACCAGAGGCUUAAUGUGCAGCCAGAGAUACUCCUUUCUCUAAUAUCUCUGGGACAGUUUAUCUGUGACAAAAUGUCGAUGACUACUCUGCAGAAGGUUACUCUGAUUUCCUGCUCUGUCCUCUGUGUUUCGUUAUUCCUUCCCAAAAUGCUUUUACCGAGAGGGAAGAAGGAUGUAGGGCAGCCCGAGGUUGGUCCUGGGUAUUAUCCUCCCAUGAUGCAUCGCCUACAGAUGCCAGAGGAGGGCCUCGGACAGUGGAUGGAGGGGACUCAUGACUCUGGGCCCCACAGCCCUGAGGUCCUGGCUAAAGCCAAAGGCAUGGGCACACUUCAGAUCCGAGGAGCCACUAAAUACAAUCUGAUCAGCCAGGCCAUUCCCAUCUACGGAUUUGGAAUCCUACUCUACAUCCUCUUCAUCAUAUUUAAGAUGACAACUAGGCCUAAAGGAAAAAGUACUAAACUGGUAUGCCGAUUUCCUACAAUGUCAUCUGAAGCUUGGCAGAAGAAGAGGACAGAUGAUGAGCUGGCCCAGCUUCAGGAGAAGCUGCUGGAGACAGAGAGAGUGAUGGAGAGAAUCGUCUCCAGAAGGAGCAGCACUCCUGACAGCAGGACUAGCAGCAAGGUUAGAAGAGCAUCCAAGCAGGAGGAGAAGUUACUGCGGAAGCUGAGCAAGAUCAGCCGGGUGAUGCAGGAGGUACGACUGAUGGAGGGGGCCACACCUGAGAUGGAGGCUGAGAUGGUGCCCUACACAGCUGACUGGGAGGGCUACCCUGAGGAGACCUACCCCAAGUAUGAGGAGCCCGGUGGCAGACGCAGUGGCAGUUAUGACCCCAUCACCAUCCAGGAGGAGCCUGCUGCUGACUCAGAGAUACCCACUGCUGAGGCCCUGGCUGAGGCGGUGGUAGAUGAGGAGGAUGACAUAGAAGAUGACAUGGAGGAGCUGCAGGUCUGCCUGCCCCCGCCACCUGAAGGAGGAUUGGAAGAAAAGGGUAGUAGUCCCAGCAGAGUAAAAAAGCAAAUCAGAUUCAGCGAUCACAAAGAUGUGUUUCACUACCCUAAGCAGGAUACGGUCUAUGAAUAUAGGUAUGAAGAGGUGAAAGAAGAGGAGAAUGAAGAAGAGGAUGAGGAGGAGGAAGUUGAAGAGAAGGAGGAGGAGGAGGAAGAGGAGCAAGUGGAUGAGACAGAAGAAGAAGUAGGUGAUGAAGAAGACCCACUGAUGGAGGCCGAGGCUCUCCGUUUUAGUUGUGACGUCUGUAGUAAUCCAGAGGCAGAAGCAGAAGAAGAGAUGGAAGCAGAAGAAGAGUACAUUCUACUGUCUCAGUCUGAAGAGACAGACAGCCUCACCCCACCAGAUAUGGCUGGGGAGCUGGGGAUUGGGAGUUUUCUCAGGAUGAGGAACAGGAGAGAGACAUAGUGGGCAGAGUCAAUAAGGAAACUAGCUCAUCCUAAACUCCCUAGCCCUUUGACCUUACUGAGUGUUUUGAAUAUUCCCAAGAAUGUACCUCUCCUUAUGCAAAUCCCCGUUUUCUAUCCUGUCUCCUUGUGUCCCAAGACAAGAUGAAUGGGUGAAUUUUAUGAUCCUAACUAGACUACCUAAUACCCUAAUAUUCAUGCUGCUUUAAAGAAAACCAUUUACCAUUUACCUUCACAAUUCACCAUGUCCUUUGAUGACAGACAUCAAACUAUCUGACUCUAACCUUAUUCCAAUAUGGCAGUCAAGCAUUGUAGACCCUGGUAUCCUCUGGGAUAGAUUGUAAACAGAGAGAGCAGGGACCCACAUGAAUAAUCUACCUCUGUUUACUCAUUUAAAUCCAGCUUUUGUAUCUCAAAUCUAUUAAAAGUGGACAUUGUAUUAAAAGGUCUUAUAAAAAUUCAAACCAGCAACUAUUAAGCCCAGAAUGUAUCCGUAAUAAAAAAUGAAUUGUCCAUGAGUCGGA
Messenger RNA from Oncorhynchus masou masou (cherry salmon), 2174 nucleotides. RefSeq names its product RIC3 acetylcholine receptor chaperone a (gene ric3a). Bases 311 to 1651 code for a protein of 446 amino acids. Gene Ontology annotation, cellular component: neuronal cell body; intracellular membrane-bounded organelle; neuron projection. The transcript has 6 exons. The record is from RefSeq and is a predicted model, not a curated record. Gene Ontology annotation, biological process: protein localization to cell surface; synaptic transmission, cholinergic. Lineage: Eukaryota; Metazoa; Chordata; Actinopteri; Salmoniformes; Salmonidae.